This is a messenger RNA of Biomphalaria glabrata, 2848 nucleotides long. RefSeq lists its product as uncharacterized. Lineage: Eukaryota; Metazoa; Mollusca; Gastropoda; Planorbidae. The transcript is spliced from 2 exons. The record is from RefSeq and is a predicted model, not a curated record. The coding region runs from base 153 to 1181 and encodes 342 amino acids.
UAGCGCUCUGAGCUAUUGGCAUGAAACUAGCUCUAUCUAAAAGCUAAAAUUUAUUGAUUGAUUUUGAAUCUCAAUAUCGAGCAAACCAAACCUUAAAUUAAUAAAAUCUUUCCCUUAUGGGGUCACGUCCUACAAUUAACUUCUAGAAUUUCAUGACUUUAGGUAAAAACAAAAACCAAGAUCUCAAGAUAAUCAUGUACUCAACACCUGCAAUCAGUAAUAAAGAAAAAUACGUUCCUGAUGUUGAGUUUAUAACAGAAAAUAAUCAACAUCUGCAAUCGAGAUUGAAAGUCUGUCCUAAGGAGAAGUAUCAUAAAGACUUCAUUAGCAUUGCUGACUUUGAAACCGAUCCUUGGCGAUUUCUCGAGAACAAAUUUGAAGCUAUCGAUGACCUUCCAGAGUUUUUGAAAUGCAUGUCCGCCCUAACUGGCAAAAUCCUAGUAGAACGCGAUGGUCGCCCAGUAGUGGGAAGUGGAUUCAUCCACAAAAUUCGCAGAGGUGAAUUGGCAUAUUGCCCCUGCCACGAAUGUUUGGAAAAACAGGAGACUAAGAAACAAGUUUACGGUAUAUUAACGGUGACAACGGUUAUACAUAAUUUUGUUAAAAAAUUGGCUGAAGCGAUCAAGACUCGUGUCUUCUCUGAGAACUGGGACUCCAAGAACACUAAAGUGAGACUCUUUUACGACGAAGAGAAUGAGGAAAGCGAAACAUUUAUUUACGGCUACAAGUUGCUGGAGACAGACAAGGAGAUAAACAUCCAGAGUGACUGGUGCUCAGUUGAAUGUGUCACUCAUGAUAUGGAAUUAGUUCAAAAACUUGAAGCCAAGUUGAACAAAUAUAUGGAGUUACAAGGAGAGAUCUAUAGAAAAUCUAAAGAACUAAGUCUGAACGAUUUGGUCAUUAUUAUAGGUCAUCCUCAUGGAGGUCCCAAGAUGAUAAGUGUUGGGAAAAACAUUAAAAUAGAGAUUCUCAAAGAAGUCAGGAACUAUCAGAAGUGGUGUCGUUAUGAGUAUGACAACAUGACUUGCCCUGGUAGCAGCGGUUCUCCCGUUUUUAUACUGGGUCAGCCCCUGUGUGGCUUUGGCUACUGGUUCGGACAUCCGCACAACCACUCAAAGGGACUCCACGAGAAGGCGAAUGGAGGGUGCAGCUCAGUGGGAGUUGAGCAUGUCGUCAUUUAAUGUAAACAAGAGGAAUUCUGAAGUGCUAUAUGAUAUAAAAAGUGACAAUUUAACUGUGAUACUUAAGCAGUGCUUACUCUAGCUUUCAAAAUUCUCAUCAUUUUACCACCAUAAUUUCUUCGACCCCAUGAUUUUGGGAUUCUGUCACCAUGUGCCCGUUCGGACAUCCGCACAGCCAUUCGAAACUUACUUAACGAUAAGUCAGUAAAAGGGGGUUAUAACUCUGUGGAUGUCGAGCACAUUGGUGAGAUCCACUGAGUGCUUAGCACUGCAUUCUCCUAUGGGGGUGGUUUUUAGUACUGUGUCUGCAACAGAGACCCUUGAACCCAGAGAUUGAACUGUGGCAGACAUAAAUCCCCAAGAUCUGACGACCGCUGUUUAUGUUUAUUGUUUAAUGUCGUUGUUAUCUAUUGUAAAACAAACAUCAAGCGUAUCAAGAUUUCCCUUAGUUUGAGUUACCUCCUUGAAGUUUACUACACAACCUUAACUUGAAACAUUAUAAUAUUCACAAAACAGUCACACUGUUGUGUCUUUAUAAUACAACUCAGAGAAAUGAUACGCAAGAAAUCAUUUCACAAUAACUCUACACAAUAACACAAUAAUUGCCUUUUACCUAUCCCUCAGUCUGUUGGACCCAUGGGGCACCAUGCAAGAUUCAUUGACCGUCUUUCUCCUUCCUCACUUGUCUUUUGCCUUAGUUAGAACCUCUUUCAAUGGCAGGCCCGUCCAUUCUUUUAUGUUGUCCUCCCAUCGCUUUCUCUGUCUGCCCCUUCUUCUUUUUCCUGGUACUGUUCCCUGAAGGAAUGUCUUUGAGAACCGUGAAAACCUUGUAAUAUGGACAUAUUUUUAGCUUGCGUUAUUUUUAACGAUAGUUAGCAGGUCAUCACGGGGUCCAAUCGCUGUGGUAACCCUGUGUCUUAUCUUUUGGUUAACAAAUAAUAAAUAUCCCAAACCAAGUAGAGUAUUAUUAACUCUUUCUCUCCUAACUGACGAUACCAACGUUGAUUCCACCAGAAUGCGGUCAAUAAUUACGGAGAGAAAGAGUUAAUAAAUACUAUGACAGAAAACUAAAACGGAAAGCUAUCCAAGGUAUGAAUAUCGCAUAUACAGCCAUACAUCUCAAUAAUGUAAAGUGUAUUUUCCCUUUUCAAUAUUAUAAGUAGGGCAGAUAAUGUAAAGGUCAUCUGUUUCUGUACCCCACGGUUAACAAGGGUGUCAUGUGGCCAGCACAACGACCAACCGCCUUUACUUUUCCCAAACUUUCCCCCCAACUAUUGCCAUGUACCAAUCAGAGCUGGGUGGACUUAGAAACGCCCAAAAAAUCCCGUAAUUGAAAAUCCCAUUCUUCACCAGGAUUCGAAUUCGGACCCCCGGAUUUUACCGCUUCACCGCUCAGCCACUGUUCCUUCUUUAAAGUAAAGUUUUCCUUUCAGACAUUGCGGUCUAUGGGGCAGAUUACGCUAAGGUCAUCUGUUUCUAUGGCCAGUGGUUAACGAGCAAGGUGUCACGUGGCCGGGACAACGACCAACCAGCUUUUCUUUUACCCAACUUAAGGUCAGCUACCCAUUAGAGUUGGACGACUCAGAGUCAUCCUAAAAUUCCCGAAAUUCAAGAUCUAGGACUCCAGCUUCGGAAGCCGAGAGCUUAACCACUCAUCCACCACAUAC